UGAAUAGUGUGGACAGUGAAGGCUCUAUUUGGAAUCAGACGACAUCCAUAACAGACACAAAUCGAUCUGCUUUCUUUGACAAUUGAGUCUCUCUCAGCUCAAUCUUCUUCCAACCCAUCUUUCUUUCUUUACUUUGCUUCCAUUUUUAAUCCAACGGUACAACCAGAACAUCCAAUCCCACAGAUUCAAUGGUCAAACCCAACCAACCCUCGAAACUCAAAUUACACACCCAUCUACUAAAACACUGAAAAAUCAGUUUUUGGUUGCGUCUUCAUCAACCCCAUCUUCGAUUUCCACUUCAACUUCCAGCCCUAACCUUUUCCCUACCUUUUACUUACAGACCCAUCUCACUGAUUAAUCCUUUUCCUCGAUGAAAGUAUGGAUUUUCAAUUGUACCCGCGUGUCCGCACCUCAAUUUCAUCUUUUUCCUUUCCCAUUUCCCCUCUUUCUUUGACCUAAUCAAUUUCCCUUUUUCGCGGUUUAGCUCCAUAGAUCUUGAUUGCUUAGACUCUGGAGCUGAUCUGUUGUUGAUUCCAUUCUGAAGAUGGUGGCCAAGGGUUCGCCGGAUUGGCUUCCCUCUGGCUGGACUGUGCAGUAUAAAGUUCAGAAGACGGGCCGGAAAAUUAGGUUCUAUACAAACUUGGAGAAUGGAAAAAGCUUUUAUUAUAAGGAUGAUGUUAUUGGUUAUAUUAAAAGCACUCAGUCUCAAAAGUCUCAACCAACUUCGAGGGGCGUAAAAACUCAGUCAGGAAAUAGUCCACUGCAACUGACGGUGAAAUCAAAUGAACACCCUGAAUGGUUGCCUGCUGGCUGGAAAGUGGAGUCAAGAACAAGGAUGAGUGGUUCAAAUGUUGGAGCUGUUUACAAGUGUUACAUUGAUCCAGUGACGGACAGCAGAUUUUAUUCAAAGCCAGAGGUAUUUCGACAUCUCAGAACUGUAAAGAACAAAUUAUGCACAUUGAAAGAGAGGAGGACAAGCAACGGCAAGAAGUCUAGAAGUCGAGUUGUUAUCGAACAUUAUAAAGAUGAAGAUUUGCCGCCUGGAUGGAUAAAGGAAAUCAAGAUCAAAGAAAAAGCAGAUGGCAUUAGGAAAGACCCGUUUUACAUAGAUCCAAAAUCUGGAUACGUAUUCCGCUCCAAAAAGGAGGUUUUCCGCUAUCUCGAGACUGGAGAGAUCAGUAGACAUGCAUUUAAACCAAAGGAAGGGGGCGAUGAAGAUCAGGAGUUGAUAAGUGACAAAAAAUCACGAUCGACUGUUAGAGGACAGAAAUUGGAGCAGUCUGCAGCAACCCCACAAUCUCUUGCAGGUGAGGAAAUGGCAACAGGGAGACGGUCAGAACGUCCAGGAGUCCAUAUUCAACAGUUGAAGCAACGCCAGAAUGUGUCUUCUGCACUGAAAGAUGCUUUAGUUCUUCCUGUUGAAACUGUUGAAGAGAUUAUUUUGCCUCAAGAAGCGGUCAUCAAGGAGUCUACUGAAAUCGAAGAAAAAAGUCAUAAAGAUUUAUCAUCUCCAAAAGCUGAUCAUACAGAAGGUAAUGAAAAUGAAAGAGUAUCUUCUGAUAAUGUAGCAGUUUCUAUUUGUGCAUCUGAGUCUGACCAAGAGAUCAAAGCGUUGCCAAAAGUUCAAAAGCUAGAAAGUAAUAAAAUUGAAAUAGUAGUAACUCCUGAUAACAGUCCACUUAUAAACACUGCAUCUAAGUUGGAACAUGAGAAGAUUGCGAUCAGUAAUACAAUGGAAAGUGGUGUCAAUGGGCGAAAGACAAAGACGAGGAAGUCCAAGAAGAAGAAAGAUGUCAACUUGCCUCGGAGGUCUUCAAAACGACUUGCUGGACUUGAACCAGAGUUGGUGCCUAAAGAAGAUGCUAAAGAAGUUCCUCAAGUUUCAAAUAGAAAUAUUUUCACUGAAGUUAGUCCAGAUGCUGGCCUAGCAGUGAAAGCGGAUGCAGAUGUUCACAAUACAGAUAAAGCAUCACAGCAGCUCGAUGUGAGGUCUGAAAAAGACAAUAAAGACCAUACACCUAAUCACAAGGACACGCCGUUACGUGAAAAUCACAAGGACAUGUCCUUAUGUGAAAAUCCUUCCAAUAAAAGGAAGACUCCUCUUGCAUGCGGCGUUGAUGCCCCAGAAGAGAAAAUACAAAGAGUGGAAACUGAAAAGAAGGAUGAUGGAAAGAUGGAAGCGCAGCUGAAUGUUCCAAUUGCUGAUUUUUGGUCAGACCCGUGCUUGGAAUUUGCAAUCAAAACUCUUACGGGUGCGUUGCCGGUGGAGAAUGCCACUACCACCAACGAGCCAGUUUCUAAUCCUACAGUCAACUUCCUGCAAGGACAGAGCUCAGUAAAAAAUGGUCCGGGAAGUCGCAUGAAUAAGAGAACUCAAGGGAACAAAAGAAUCAGGAACAAGAAAGAGCUCACUACUAGUAGUCAAUCUCCAAGUAUUAAUGGGCUCAAGCCUGAACUGGCAUCAAAUAUAAUUUCCUUUGAUCAAGCAAACCCAAAUCAUCAUUCAAAUGAAGCUGUUCUGGCUUUUAAUUUAUCAGACGGUAGAAUACAUGGACAACCGAGUAAGAAUGAACAAUAUAAAACAUCUUGCGAAAUCUUGACACCCAGUGAGCUGCAUCAUUCCCUGCCCCAGGUAGACUCCGAACGAUUUAACGGGAUCAGCGCAUGUCAUGAGAGCAACAACAUGAUGCUCGAUGAUCCGCAUCAAAUCCUUCAAACGAAUGACCAUAUGACAUCAGAAGUUCCAUUAUCCUUUCCAUUUGGGGAUUCCUGGGCAGAUCCGUGCUUGGAUUUUGCAUUCAAGACCCUCACAGGUGCAAUACCAAUCGACGAUAGUCUGGAAAUUCAAAGCUUCUUUGAGGAACGACUUGAAUCCUCUCGCAGCCAAAAAGACAGUAGCCCAGCACUGCCAGACUUUGGAUCCCCUAACCUCUUCCAAAACGAUAUAUCAUCCCACUUUGACGGACCCGAAAAAUCUGUUUCGGGACAGCACUUGAGUUUAGAUCCUCAGCUGUCUCUAGGGAACGUGAGCCUACCAAGCUGCAGUGGAUUCACUUCUCAACAGCAGUCUUCGGUGGAUAGAAACAGAUCUUUUAGAGGAAGGUGAAGUUUUAGAGAAAAGUGUAACUUUGAUGUAAUAACAGCACAGGUCUUGAGAAGAACAGCUUAUUGCUCUUUUUCUUCUUUUUAGCAAAUUUGUAUCAUAAUGGAUGCUCGAAUCUGGAAUUUCACACUCAGCAACUCCCACGUAAAAACUUGAACCACUUUGUACCAUUUGCCAGAAAUAGAAGAAAACAAAUUCCUAAUUUUUAA
This is a messenger RNA of Cucumis sativus (cucumber), 3312 nucleotides long. RefSeq lists its product as hypothetical. Lineage: Eukaryota; Viridiplantae; Streptophyta; Magnoliopsida; Cucurbitales; Cucurbitaceae. Gene Ontology annotation, molecular function: DNA binding. The transcript is spliced from 8 exons. The record is from RefSeq and is a predicted model, not a curated record. Bases 545 to 3106 code for a protein of 853 amino acids.